Messenger RNA from Elephantulus edwardii (Cape elephant shrew), 8058 nucleotides. It is a transcript of the gene PRRC2C, whose product is annotated as proline-rich coiled-coil 2C. Lineage: Eukaryota; Metazoa; Chordata; Mammalia; Macroscelidea; Macroscelididae. The annotation marks the transcript as partial. The transcript is spliced from 32 exons. Gene Ontology annotation, biological process: cell differentiation. The record is from RefSeq and is a predicted model, not a curated record.
AUGUCGGAGAAGUCAGGCCAGAGCACAAAAGCAAAGGAUGGGAAAAAGUAUGCAACACUCAGUUUAUUUAAUACUUACAAGGGUAAAUCAUUAGAAACUCAGAAAACCACAGCUCGACAUGGAUUACAGAGUCUUGGAAAAGUUGGCAUUUCUCGGCGUAUGCCCCCACCUGCUAAUCUCCCAAGUCUUAAAGCGGAAAACAAAGGCAAUGAUCCUAAUGUGAACAUUGUACCUAAAGAUGGCACAGGAUGGGCAUCAAAACAAGAACAGCAUGAAGAAGAAAAAACACCAGAAGUGCCACCAACACAGCCAAAACCUGGUGUUGCAGCUCCCCCAGAAGUAGCACCUGUUCCCAAAUCAUGGGCCAGUAACAAGCAAGGUGGGCAAGGAGAUGGAAUCCAAGUGAACAGUCAUUUUCAGCAAGAAUUUCCCAGUCUACAGGCAGCUGGGGAUCAGGAAAAAAAAGAAAAAGAAUCAAAUGAUGAGAACUAUGGCCCUGGACCUAGUUUACGCCCACCAAACGUUGCUUGUUGGAGAGAUGGUGGUAAGUCUGCUGGUUCACCUUCUCCAUCUGAUCAAGAUGAAAAGCUUCCUGGCCAAGAUGAGAACACAGCUGGAACCUCAGAGCAAAAUGAUAUCCUCAAAGUGGUGGAAAAGAGAAUAGCUUGUGGUCCUCCACAGACCAAACUGAAUGGACAGCAGCCUGCCCUUGCUUCACAAUAUAGAACUAUGAUGCCUUCUUAUAUGUUUCAGCAGUAUCCAAGAAUGGCAUAUCCUCCUUCUGUACAUGGUCCUAUGAGAUUCCCACCUUCUUUAUCUGAAGCAAACAAAAGCCUUCGAGGACGAGGCCCACCUCCUUCAUGGGCUUCUGAACCUGAACGUCCCUCCAUCCUUAGUGCAUCAGAACUCAAAGAACUUGAUAAAUUUGAUAACCUAGAUGCCGAAGCUGAUGAGGGUUGGGCAGGUGCUCAGAUGGAAGUGGAUUAUACAGAACAGUUGAAUUUCAGUGAUGACGAUGAACAAGGAAGUACUAGUCCUAAAGAAAAUAGCAGUGAAGAUCAAGGUUCAAAAUCCUCUGAAAACACUGAAAGCCGAAAAGAAGCAGAUGAGGUUAGCAGCACGAAAUCAUCUUCUCAGACACCUGCCCAGCCACCAGCGGCAAAAGGUCCCUAUGGGAAAGGUCCUCCAUUUAAUCAGGACCGUGGACCAUCUUCACACCUACCACCACCUCCAAAAUUGCUUGCCCAGCAGCAUCCACCACCUCCAGAUCGACAAACAUCUGGAAGGCCAGGUCCUUUUCCCCCAAAACAACAAGUGCCUGAUGAAGAUGAAAUUUGGAAGCAAAGACGAAGACAACAGUCAGAAGUUUCUGCAGCAGUGGAGCGGGCUCGUAAACGGCGUGAAGAGGAAGAGCGAAGAAUGGAAGAACAAAGGAAGGCUGCUUGUGCAGAGAAACUGAAAAGAUUAAAUGAGAAACUUGGCAUUGUGGAAAAACAACCAUCUCCAGAGGAAAUUCGGGAAAAGGAGCGUGAAAAAGAACGGGAGCGUGAGAAGGAGCUUGAAAAAGAACAAGAGCGAGAGAAAGAGAAAGAAAAGGAGAAAGAGAGAGAGAGAGAGAGGCAACAGGAAAAGGAAAAAGAACUGGAGAGGGAGCAGGAAAAACAAAGAGAAAUGGAGAAAGAAAGGAAGCAAGAAAAAGAGCAAGAACUAGAACAGCAGCGAGAAAAGGAAAAAGAACUGCAGAAGAUGAGCGAGCAGGAGAAGGAGUGUGAGCUAGAGAUGAAGGAAAGGGCCAAAGUGGAGGAAAAGGUGGAACCCAAGGAGCCUGCUUUAGAGCCUGUUGUAGAAAAACAAGAAAGUGAAAACAGCGCUCCUAAAGAGGACAAGCCAGUUUUAAGUAGACAAGACAGCAAUCGCAGUGAAAAAGAGACCACUCAAGUGACUCAUGAAACAGAACCAGAAUCAGGAUCUCAACCUAGGCCUGCUGUAUUAUCUGGAUAUUUCAAGCAGUUUCAGAAGUCUUUACCACCACGAUUUCAGCGACAACAGGAACAGAUGAAGCAGCAGCAGUGGCAGCAGCAGCAACAGCAGGGAGUUCUUCCACAAACUGUUUCUUCACAACCAUCCAGUGGUGCUGUUCCUCCUCCACCACACAGACCUCUUUACCAGCCCAUGCAACCUCACCCACAGCAUAUAGCAUCUAUGGCUUUUGAUCCAAGAUGGCUUAUGAUGCAAUCAUAUAUGGAUCCUCGCAUGAUGUCAGGAAGACCUGCUAUGGAUAUUCCACCUAUUCAUCCUGGAAUGAUUCCUCCUAAGCCAUUAAUAAGAAGAGACCAGAUGGAAGGGUCACCCAGCAGUUCUGAGUCAUUUGAGCAUAUGGCUCGACCCACAAGAGAGCAUGCUAUUUCCCUCUCUGAGCCUCGAAUGAUGUGGGGAUCAGAGCCUUAUCCUCAUGCUGAGCCUCAGCAGGCAACCACUCCCAAGAUAACAGAAGAAUCUGAGGAUGUAAGGCCUGAAGUCUCAUUGGAACAAGACCAUAUCACUCCUGCUUAUCCUGUAGAGCAUAGUCAGUUGGAGUCUCAUCCAAAAGCAGACUUUCUCAGAGAAUCAAGUGAGACUGAAGCACAGAAGUUUCUAAGUAGAUCUGUGGAAGAUGUUAGACCUCACCAUACUGACACGAACAGCCUGUCUGUCUGUUUUGAAGUAUCUGAUCAGAAGACUGGAUCUACUCAAGAAGAGCGAGUUUCAGCUGUAGAAAGUCAGCCUAUUCGGAAAAGAAGUGUUUCGCAUGGCUCUAACCAUACUCAGAAAUCAGAGGAGCAAAGAAGUGAACCAUUUGCAAGCAUUCCUAAAGUAACAAGCAGAUGCAUUGAUUCAAAAGAACCAGCAGAAAGACCAGAGGAAAAACCAAAAAAGGAUGGUUUCACACGCUCUUCAGAAGGACCAAAAUCUGAGAAGCUGUAUAAAUCUAAAUCUGAAACUCGUUGGGGCCCACGACCAAGCUCCAGCAGACGAGAUGAAGGUAAUGAUAGGCCUGUGAGAAGAUCAGGUCCCAUUAAAAAGCCUAUUCUUAGAGACAUGAAAGAAGAGCGGGAGCAAAGAAAGGAGAAAGAAGGAGAAAAGGUUACCGAAAAAGCUAUAAAAUCAGAAAAGACCGAAAAGAAGGAUCCUGUUCCUCCACCCCCUCCACCUCCAGCACCAGUCCAGCCACAGUCCGUUCCACCACCAACCCAAAUAGAAGGAGAGAAACCUCCUGCAACAGAAAAUACUGCUUUGGCUCAAAAGACAGCUCCAGAUACAAAAGCUUUGGAGCCUCUAAAUACUGUUCAGGUAGAGACUACAACUAAAACUGUAAACCAGCAAACUGUCCCAGCACCUGCAGUGAAAGAUGAGAAACAGCCUGAGAAAGUCAUCACUAAAGACCUUGUAGAAAGACCUCGAACAGAGUCAAGACCAGUAGUUAAAAAAGAGCCACCUUUACAAACCCCUCGGACUUACUGGAAAGAAGCUAGAGAUAGAGACUGGUUUCCAGAUCAAGGAUACAGAGGUCGAGGCCGAGGAGAAUAUUACUCCAGAGGACGAAGCUAUAGAGGCUCUUAUGGAGGACGUGGCCGGGGUGGUAGAGGGCAUACUCGAGACUAUCCUCAGUUUAGAGACAAUAAGCCGAGAACAGAGCAUGUGCCCUCAGGGCCUCUGAGGCAGCGAGAAGAGAGUGAAACAAGAAGUGAGAGCUCUGAUUUUGAAGUCGUUCCUAAAAGACGACGACAGCGGGGUUCAGAGACCGACACGGACAGUGAAAUUCACGAAAGUGCAAGCGACAAGGAUAGUUUAAGCAAAGGUAAACUCUCCAAAAGAGAGGAAAGAUCAGAACACAAAAAACCUAUAAAACCUCAGUCAUCUUUCAAGCCUGAAAAUCAUGUACGAUUAGAUAAUAGAGCACAUGAAAAACCAUACAUGAGGGAUGAUGAUAAAUCUAAGCCAGGUUUCCUUCCUAAAGGAGAACCAACAAGGCGAGGCCGAGGCGGAACAUUCAGACGUGGUGGAAGGGAUCCUGGAGGGCGCCCAUCACGUCCUCCCACCUUACGAAGGCCUGCUUAUCGUGACAAUCAGUGGAAUCCAAGGCAGCCAGAAACUCCUAAACUAGAAGAUGGGGAGCUGCCCAGACGACAUGAGCCAUUUAUUCCUAUGGCAGCAGAUAAACGCCCCCCAAAAUUUGAGCGGAAAUUUGACCCAACUAGAGAGAGACCCCGAAGGCAACGCCCCACCAGACCGCCACGGCAAGAUAAGCCUCCGAGGUUCAGACGGCUGAGAGAAAGAGAGGCUGCUUCUAAAACAAAUGAGGCACCAGUGGCCACAAAUAGCACAGUUAACAGUGUGGCUCAGGAACCAGUCAACACUGCUGGGGAUGUUUCUGGCAAUAAGACACCAGACUUAUCUAAUCAGAACUCAUCAGAUCAGGCCAAUGAGGAAUGGGAAACUGCUUCUGAAAGUAGUGAUUUCAAUGAAAGGCGUGAGAGGGACGAAAAAAAAAAUGCUGAUUUGAAUGUACAGACAGUUGUAAAGCCUGGAGAGAGUGCUUUACCUCCAAAGAGGGAGAUAGCAAAGAGAAGUUUUUCCAGUCAGAGACCUGGGGUAGAUCGCCAGAAUCGGCGGGGCAACAAUGGUCCACCCAAAUCAGGAAGGAAUUUCUCAGGUCCUAGGAAUGAAAGAAGGAAUGGCCCCCCAUCGAAAGGUGGAAAGAGAGGACCGUUUGAUGACCAGUCUACAGGCACAACUGGCACGGACCCCGUCAAUGGUAGCUCUGUGCAUCAACAGGAGGGAGCACCUAAUGGUCCAGGACAGAAGAACAGCAAAGAGACAACUGGGAAAAAAAGAGAAGACCCAAAACCAGGCCCAAAAAAACCCAAAGAGAAAGUAGAUGCUCUCUCACAGUUUGAUCUUAACAAUUAUGCAAGUGUUGUUAUUAUUGAUGACCAUCCUGAAGUAACAGUUGUUGAAGAUCCCCAGUCAAAUCUGAAUGAUGAUGGUUUUACUGAAGUGGUAUCCAAAAAACAACAGAAACGUUUACAGGAUGAAGAACGUAGAAAGAAAGAAGAACAAAUCAUACAGGUUUGGAACAAAAAGAAUGCAAAUGAAAAGGGAAGAAGUCAGACAUCUAAACUUCCUCCAAGAUUUGCUAAAAAACAGAGUACAGGAACGCAGCAAGUACAGUCUCCAGCCUCAGCUCCAGCUGUAGCUUCAGUUACAGUUGCAGCUUCAACCACAGCUCCAGCCUCCACCUCGGCAUCUGUUUCAGUCUCAGGCACAACUCCAGUUCUAGUAUCAGCCUUACCUCCAGUUCCAGCAUCAACUUCAGCUCCGGUUUUAGCGUCAUCCUCUGCCUCAGUUCCAUCCUCAGCCUCAACUCCAGCCUCUACCUCAGCCAUACCCUCUUCCUCAACUCCAGUUCCAACCCCAACCCCACCCUCCAUCCCUGUUCCAGCGCCAACACCCAUCCUUGCUUCAGUCUCAGCUCCAGCCUCAGUUCCCAUCCUUGCCACAGGGCCAUCCCCCAUUCCCAUCCUUGCUUCAGCCCUAGCACCUGCUUCAGCUCCCGCUCCAACCCCAACAGUUUCCAUCCCAACUUCCUCAACAGUCUCUGCUCCACCUGUCCCAGCUUCAGCUCCAUCUGGCUCCAUGCCACUUGCCCCAGCCUCAACUCCUGCUCCAGUGCCAGCUGUCUCAGCUCAGACUCAAGCACAGGCCCACAAAGCAGUCCAGAAUUCACUCCAAGCUACCACACAGCCUCCAAAACAGCCACCCCCUUCAAUUAGGCUUCCUUCAGCUCAGACACCUAAUGGCACAGAGUAUGUAAGUACAGGGAAAUCCGUCCAAAACUCCCAAUCCCACAGUACUCUUACAGCUGAAUUGUGGGAGAACAAGGUCGCCCCAUCUACUGUGCUGAAUGACAUCUCAAAGAAAUUAGGUCCCAUUAGUCCACCACAGCCACCUUCAGUCAGUGCAUGGAAUAAGCCUUUAACGUCAUUUGGAUCAGCUACUUCAUCAGAGGUCACAAAGAAUGGCCAGGAAAGUGGAGUUGAAAUAGGAAUUGAUACUAUUCAAUUCGGUGCUCCAGCUUCAAAUGGUAAUGAAAACGAAGUUGUUCCGGUACUUUCGGAUAAACCUACUGACAAAAUACCUGAACCUAAAGAACAGCGGCAGAAGCAACCACGGGCAGGGCCUAUCAAAGCCCAGAAGCUUCCAGAUCUGAGUCCAGUAGAAAACAAAGAACAUAAACCUGGUCCCAUUGGAAAAGAACGUUCAUUAAAAAAUAGAAAAGUAAAAGAUGUCCAGCAGGUGGAGCCAGAAGGACAAGAGAAGUCAGCAUCUACUGCAGGCAGAAGUACAGAUUCUGUCACGACGAAGGAAACCAAAGCUGUUUCGGAAAUGUCUGCUGAAAUAGGAACCAUGAUUUCUGUAUCAUCGGCAGAAUUUGGCACUAAUGCAAAGGAGUCAGUAACAGACUAUACAACACCUUCUUCUUCUCUGCCUAACACUGUGGCUACAAAUAACACAAAGGUGGAGGAUACAUUGGUUAAUAAUGUGCCCUUGCCUAAUACCCUUCCCCUCCCUAAGAGGGAGACUAUACAACAGAGCUCCUCCAGCCUAACUUCAGUUCCUCCCACUACUUUCAGCCUCACCUUCAAGAUGGAAUCUGCACGCAAAGCAUGGGAGAAUUCUCCAAAUGUAAGAGAAAAGGGAUCUCCAGUAACUUCUACAGCACCUCCAAUUGCCAGUGGGGUCAACAGCAGUGCCAGUGGGCCAAACACUGCUAAUUACAAUUCAUUCUCUAGUGCGUCAAUGCCUCAGAUUCCUGUAGCCUCAGUCACUCCUACAACAUCAUUAUCAGGAGCUGGUACAUACACUACCUCUUCCCUGAGUACAAAAUCAACAACCACAUCUGACCCUCCUAACAUUUGCAAAGUGAAACCCCAACGACAGCAUCAAGCUCAACUGAGUUUAGGAGCUGGGCCUGCUGUCUCCCAAGCUCAGGAAUUAUUCAGUUCUUCACUUCAACCAUAUAGGUCUCAACCAGCCUUUAUGCAAAGCAGUCUGACCCAACCAUCGAUGGUUCUUUCUGGCACUGCCAUUCACAACUUCCCCGCUGUCCAACACCGACAGCUCAGGAGAGGAAGACCUUCUAUGAGGUGGAUUCAUUCAGUGAAUCUUAUUGUGCUUUUCUUAAAAAAUUCUUCCUAGGCUAGAGCAAAUCUUACACCAGCUUCAAAUCUGUAUUCUGGACAAGUACAGCAACCUGGACAGACAAACUUUUAUAACACUGCCCAGUCACCAAGUGCUCUCCAGCAGGUUACAGUACCUUUGCCAGCCUCCCAGCUUUCCUUACCUAAUUUUGGAUCUACUGGGCAACCUCUAAUUGCCUUGCCUCAGACUCUUCAGCCCCCAUUACAGCAUACCACCCCACAGGCUCAGGCCCAGAGCCUGACUCGUCCUGCACAAGUAAGCCAGCCUUUCAGAGGAUUAAUCCCUGCUGGAACACAACAUAGCAUGAUUGCACAGAAGCAAUUCCAGUCAGCCCCUGCCACUGUGAGAAUGACACAACCAUUUCCUACACAGUUUGCACCCCAGAUUCUCUCUCAGCCUAACCUGGUCCCUCCAUUGGUAAGAGCCCCACAUACUAACACCUUCCCAGCGCCUGUUCAGAGGCCACCAAUGGCACUGGCCAGUCAGAUGCCUCCUCCGCUGACCACAGGCCUCAUGAGCCAUGCUCGUUUGCCACAUGUAGCCAGGGGUCCUUGUGGAUCACUAUCUGGAGUCAGAGGUAAUCAGGCCCAGGCUGCGUUGAAGGCUGAACAAGACAUGAAGGCAAAGCAGAGAGCAGAGGUUCUUCAGUCCACGCAGCGGUUCUUCUCUGAACAACAACAGAGCAAACAAAUAGGUGGCAAAGCACAGAAAGUGGACAGUGAUUCAAGUAAACCUGAAACACUGACUGACCCACCUGGUGUCUGUCAGGAAAAGGUUGAAGAAAAACCACCCCCUGCACCUGCCAUGGCCACCAAA